This is a messenger RNA of Phragmites australis (common reed), 4121 nucleotides long. Its product is annotated as protein GAMETE EXPRESSED 2. Gene Ontology annotation, biological process: actin cytoskeleton organization; pollen sperm cell differentiation. Lineage: Eukaryota; Viridiplantae; Streptophyta; Magnoliopsida; Poales; Poaceae. The transcript has 15 exons. The record is from RefSeq and is a predicted model, not a curated record. Bases 528 to 3917 code for a protein of 1129 amino acids. Gene Ontology annotation, molecular function: actin filament binding.
UUCUGGACAUAACAAAUAAGACGACGAACACGAGCUCGCCGAUCAAUGUGUGAUUGCCACUGCUCUGUUCUGUGAACUCUGACGUCCUCUUUGUAACCAUAAAUAAAUCUAGCAUACCCCUGCUCACUGUUUGUACCAUCGAAUGCAUGAUGAGAACGAAUGAUGCGUUCUUGAGGACGUCCUGACGCCUUGGCUGUUUUUCCCUCCAAGCACAAAAGGAUGCUGUGGCUUGUUGUUGGGGCCGCACAGACAGCACGUGAGAGAUCAACGAGAAAAGCUACGAAGCAAGGAGACAAGAGGAACGUUGGAUGGAGUGGACGGCCAAUCUUAGCACGACGGCACGACGGCCGACGUCAGAGGAUCCGCGUCCAGCACGACUGCACCGGCGGUUAGCACUUUGCAGUUCCAAUACCCACGCACGCACGCACUAGUCGACAGUCGUCACCAACCUCCUGCCCUCCGCUUCCUUUCGCCUCCAUCUCCGGCAAGAGGACGCACACCUCCUAGUUCUCGGGAUCGAAGGAGUCAUGUCCAACCCCGCAGCGAUCUCGCGGCGAACAGCCCUGCUUCCCUCCCUUCUUCUUCUCUGCAUGUCGACACUGAGCCCCUCGCUAGCGCAGCAACAUUCCUCUCAGCAAACGCCCAUGCCAUCCUUCGCCUUCAGCUGGCUCGGCGACAAGGCGGCGUUCCAGGCAGGCGACACCGCGGUCAUCAUGGUUUGGGCCCUCGACCUCCCGGCCGGCCGGCGCUCAUCGUUCUCCUUCUCGGUGUCCGUAAACGGCAAGAAAGGGAACAGCUCCUACAUCACCGACGUCGCCGCGCACCUCGGCGGUGACCCCGCGUCCUGGAACAUCACGUUCGUGCCCCUGAGGGCCGGGGACUUCGUCGCGCUCGUCGCCGAGGAGCGGCUCGGCGUCGGCGUCUCGUCGCUCCAGUUCACGGUCACCGCGGCCGGCGUGCACCCGUCCGCGUCCCUGGUGUCCUGGAUGUUCUACAGCGGCUACGUCGCGGGAUCGAAGGCGUUCGUGUGCGUCGUCCCCAAGGACGCCUUCGGCAACGACGUCGCGUGCGGCACCGACAUGCCGGGCGAUGGCUAUUUCAUGGUGUCAGGGUCUUAUGUCAACGGGUCAGCUGUGGAGUUCCUGGAUUUUCAGUUCAACGGAUGGACAGAAGAUGGAUGCCUCAGCUUUGAGUUUGGGCAAACCCUUGCAGGGGACUUCCUGGUGCAUAUUUUUGGAAAUAACACGGAGCUACGUGAUUCACCUCUGCUGCUGACGGUGAAGCCAGGUCUCCUUGACAUAGCGAAAAGCACAUGCAGCUGGAAGCAUGGAACCAAUAUUUUGCAGAUAUUUUCCAAGCUGGAGAUAUUUAUAUAUCAGAAGGAUACAUUUGGAAAUAUUGUUCCGGAGAUUCAUCCAUUCAAUGCUCUAGUAGUUGACAGAGCCUCAAAUUUGUCUGUUCCAGUAGUAGACCUUCCGAUAGAGGCGGUAGCUGAUGGAGUUCAGCUGCUAUCUUUUAAUGUUGUAGAGCCUGGAGAGUUUGCGCUCAGAAUUUUUGAUGCUCAGCUGAACCAAAAGGUUUCCAACAUGGUGUACAUGUUCGAUGUUUUUGUAGGGUAUUGCGAUGGAUCAAACAGCUUUGCCAGUGGAUCUGGUUUAGCACAUUCUGUUGCCGGUUCAGUGUCAUCCUUCAAUGUUUUCCUGGAGGAUCAGUCUCGCAGCCCUUCUCCGAUUGAGACCGCAGUGCUGCAAGUGAAGAUUUUGAUUAAAAAUGGCACGUCUUACGCAGACCCAAUCAUAACACCUAUAAGAGAACCAAACGGGACGAUAUCUAUGGAAGGACAAAGUUCUUUCGAUCUAGGACCUGCUGGCCUUCAGGAAAUCAUUGCAGGAAAUUCAACAGUGCAAGCCAGUCAAUUUAAUGUUUCGUAUACUCCUCAAAUUGCUGGGGAAUAUGAAAUUUGGGUACUGUGUGGGAACAUAGCGCUAAAUGGUGGAAAUCCCUAUGCCAUGACAGUUUUGCCAGGUGCGAUCAAUACAUCUUUAUCAAGUGUUCUCAUGUUUGAUCCUAUGGUCAAAAGAUCAGUUCAAAAUGAAGUAACUGUUCGACUUGUUGACUCAUUCAUGAACUCGGUGUUAUCUUUGGAGUCAAAAUUGAGGUUUCAGAUAACAUCUGCAAGUAUUGCAACCCCUGUGAAUACUACAAGCUUUAUGACAGGAAACUUUGUCGACAACAGAGAUGGAUCAUAUACCGCUCCUUAUGUGGCAAGGAACCUUGGUUCAUAUAGUAUGUGUGUUCAAUUUGAGGAUAAGCAGCUGGCUCCAUGUCCAUUCGAAAUCCAUGUUCUCGAAGAUGAAUACUUUUCAGAUGUUAAAAAUGAUAGCAUUUCAGUAUGGGAGGAUGAAUCAGUUUCCUUCGAUGUACUGUCAAAUGACUGCAUUGCAGGAAGCAAAGCCGAAAUAGUUAACUCAUCUUCACCACUUCAUGGAUCAGUCCUACAGUUCAACAAGAAAUACCGUUACACCCCUUUUGAAGGAUUCUUUGGGAAUGACUCAUUCUCAUACACAAUAUCUGACGAGCAUAACAAUGUCGUCACUGCAACAGUGUUUAUAUCUGUUCUCUGCAGACCACCUCAAUUCAUAUCUUUACCCCAGCAGUUGCAUGUAACUGAAGAUAUAAUCAGCCCAAAAUUUGGUGGAUUUCCGGGGAUUAAAAUAGUGUAUUCAGAUACAGCAGAAAAUAUAUCUGUUACAGUGAAAGCACAGUCUGGAAAUGUGUUUCUUGCUCCUAUGCCAAUGAAACUUCAACAGCCAUCAGAUGAUGUACUUUCAAUCAGCAGGGGAGGUAGAGCUGGCAAAGACCUGAUAUUACAAGGAACAGUAGAAGCGAUAAAUGGCGGGCUACAAUUUCUGCAAUAUAUUGGAAAUGAAGACUUCUAUGGAAACGAUGUUAUAGCACUAUAUGCCAUGAACAGAAAUGGUAUACAAGACGCCCGGUUCCCGAUCUUCGUUGAGCCAGUUAAUGAUCCUCCAGUGAUACUAGCUCCAAGAUCAAUUUUCUUGGGUGGGAAAGAAUCAAGGGGAGGAUAUAAAAUCUUUGACAAGCAUCGGGACACAUUUCAAUUUUCCAUUGUUGAACCUGAUCUUCGCAGUUUCCCAGGGAACAAGUCUCAUCUUCUGCUAGUACUCUCCCUAGAAGUCUUCGAGGGAACAUUGACGACGACCUUGCCGGCUGGUACCAUUCCCACUACGGAGCUGAAGACUGAAAGAAUUAACCAUUGGCAGCCGCUUGAGGACUAUGUGAUCAUUUCAAACCACUUUGUCCUGAGAGGAACUGCUAUCAGAUUCAGAGGGAAUGUCCAAGAUUGCAACAAUGCAAUGCAGCACUUGUUUUACCAUGGUCCAAGCCAUGGAACAACCUUGUCCAUCACUGUAAACGACCUGGGAAACUAUGGAUGCUAUCCUGACUGUUCAGAGAAGAUGUCGACGCCACUGUCCACUGCGAAGACUAUUCGUCUAGUCAAAACAAAACAUAUGAACUCAAGAAUAGCUCUCAUGGUUGAAUCGGUGCUAGUAAUUGAGAUCCUGACAAUGCUAUGUCUUGGCGGUGUUCUCCUGUAUUUCCUCUUCAAAUGCAUGAAAACUUUGAAGGAUGAGCGAAGAGAUCGAACCGACAAUGAAAUGCGCACACUGGAGCAGACUCCAUUUCAUCAGCGAAAGCGUGCCUUGCAGUUGCAAUCCGAGGACGUUGGAUAUUGCUCUGCACCUGCUGUUGAGCUCGCGUUAGGUGCAGACAGAUCGAGCUUCCGUCAGAGGUCUUCACGGUCAUGCAAGAAAGAACUGGAACUCCAGCCAGUCUCUGAGACCAGAAACAAUGAAAAUCAAGAUGGUCUACAUGUAACAGACAAGGACAAGUAGGUGUUUGAUAGUUUAUCCUAGAUGAACGUAGCGAACCAAGGAGAGGUACACAUUUGACAGACUACUACCAACAUGUGCAUUGGAAAGAGAUAGUUAUAUAUAGAAAGUCCUGCUUUCAUUUUCGCUACUUCAAGGUUAGCCGUAAAUCAUUUCAAACAAAACUGGUUAGGGAGGUAUGUGCAUUCGAAAGGGAUGCUUGAGAAA